AUGGCUCAAUGGGCAAUUUCUCUAGAAUAUCCUAUAAAGUCCGUCGGAACUGAAUUCAGCCUAUUUGCCUACGGCGAAGGAAUACCUGGUCUACGUGUCUUUGCGGUAAAUGGCAAGUCUCCCGAGAAAAGAUAUUUGAGCUUGACAAGAAAACGUGCCUAUCUAAUUGAUUAUACAGGCUUCGCUGCUCUCGGUAACAUCUCGAUGUCUAAGGGACUCAACACCGCGGACUUCAAAGGUAGUACUUAUUCUGGCUUAGUGGGAAUUCCCAGUGGCCAUGCCAAUCGCCCGGCCAACUGGAUGGUAUAUAGUGAUGAUUUGAGUACCGGGACUCCGGAGACUGCUUUCAUUGGUGCUGAGAAUGCAUUCACGGGCCCGUGGCUGGCUUUGAUUAAAACUAGCGAUGGGGCUCGACCAGUCGGAUUCGUUUCAAAUGUUACAACAGAACCAGGUGCUAUGACGGAUGUUUGGUGGUUAUAUGAGAAGUAUGUCGAAGUUGCCCCAGAGAAUAAGUCUGAUGUGGCAUUUUCGGCCCGUCAACUCGAGGGAGCUGCCAUAUGGCAGUUAAUGUGGAGUGAAGCCACGGCCCAUACACCGGAUGAUAUUUCAAUCACUUUGCGGUCAAUAGGGCCAGCAUCUAAUACCGUCAUGCGUAAUUAG
Messenger RNA from Penicillium manginii, 660 nucleotides. RefSeq lists its product as uncharacterized. The transcript is spliced from 2 exons. The record is from RefSeq and is a predicted model, not a curated record. The coding region runs from base 1 to 660 and encodes 219 amino acids. Lineage: Eukaryota; Fungi; Ascomycota; Eurotiomycetes; Eurotiales; Aspergillaceae.